AUGAAAGAUCACAACUUCCCUGUAAAUUUAGAGUCCAUUAUGUUCAGAAGUGUCUUACAAGGUUUAGACGCUUUUGAACGGAAUGCUUUGAAUAUCAAACAAAUUAUGCGCCAAAUUAUAACCUCUCUCAAGAAGAUCCAUGACACAGGAAUUGUCCACCAAGAUGUAAAACCAGCCAACUUAGUGGUGACAAAGAAAGGGAAGAUCAACCUCAUAGAUUUUGGGGCAGCUGCAGACCUUCGGGUUGGCAAGAACUAUGUACCAAACCGUGGCCUGCUUGAUCCAGAUUACUGUACCCCUGAACUUUAUGUGCUCCCAGAGGAAACACCCAAUCCUCCUCCAGAGCCCAUUGCAGCUUUUCUUUCUCCAAUUCUUUGCUUAUUUGGAAGGAGAAACUUGAAGCGGACAGAAUUAGUGGUUGGGGAUAGGUUAGGGGAAGGAAAUUUUGGUGUUGUUUACUUAGGCGCGAUUAGCGUCGAGAAUCGAGUGCUGAAGGAGGGUAAGGCACCGGCCAUGGAUGGAAAGUUUAAGGAGAAGGUCAUUCUGAAGAAGAUAAAAGGUUGGGAUUGA
Molecule: messenger RNA, 570 nt
Organism: Macadamia integrifolia
Lineage: Eukaryota; Viridiplantae; Streptophyta; Magnoliopsida; Proteales; Proteaceae
Product: serine/threonine-protein kinase STN8, chloroplastic-like
Exons: 3
Coding region: 1-570 (189 amino acids)
Biological process (GO): protein phosphorylation
Molecular function (GO): protein kinase activity; ATP binding
Source: RefSeq, a predicted model, not a curated record